AUGCAGCUCAGACCUAUUGCUGCACUCCAACACCACAGUGACCACAGCUACAGGGAAUCCAGCUGGCUUUACAGAGUAUUUAGAAAUUAGAGGAAGGAGAACACAUCUGGAAUUACAGAAAUCGGCUGUGUUUUAUUUGUGGCCUCCUUUCUUCUGAGACAGUAAAUAAUCAGAGAUGAAGCUGCUGAAAACCGCCCUCAUCAUCGUCCUUCUUACAACAACGUCUGCAAAGCCAAUCCGCAGGCAUCACGACGCCGAUAUUGCUGACAAGGACCACGUUCAGGGAUUUCUGGCUGGCAUCAACAGACAUUUUGCCCUUAACAUGUCUGAGGACUCAUCAGAGUCUUCAGAAAGUCAGUCUUCUGAGUCGUCUGAGUCUUCUGAGUCUUCUGAGUCAUCUGAGUCGUCUGAGGUGGUCACAGACCAGUCCAAGUUGGUCAUGACCACCACCGCCAUGACAACCUUGACCUCAGGAGACGGGAGCACCUUCACGCCUGACCCAGACACAAUGAACACAGGCAGACCAACAAUCAUGGUGAUCAAUACAACGCCCAACCCAGAAACGAUGACGGUGACUGGAGAUCACACGUCACCAUGCAGCGUCACCAAAUGUUUUACAGAAGAGAUUCCCACGGCAGUCCCCAUUACAGAAAAAAGGGGAGACGCCUAAAUAACGCAGCUGUCACUUUCAGGACAAUUAUGCUUUUAUUUAUAAUGACUAGAAGUAAAAAUUGAUCAUCUGGGAGCUGGUUUCAUCCAGCUUAGAAAAACAGAAGAUCUAUGGUGUCUUUUUUCUUUUGUUGCUGCAUUUCUGUAGCAAUUUUGCAUUUUUUUCUGCAUUUCAGAUAUGAAAGCUUAAUGAAAGGUAAGCUUUCUAGACCUUAGUUGUGUCCAAAGGUUUGACCUGUUCAGUGCUUCGAUUCUAUGAAUAUCACUUGAUUUUUGUGUUAUUUUUGUAUGAAUAUAUCCAAUAUAAUUUAAAUUUAUGUUCUUACACUUUUUUUUAUCUUCAUAGACCUGCAGUGUUUGAGCCGUCAAAUUCUCAUGUUUUAGAUCAACUCAUAUAUAAACCACUUUAAAUAUGUUAGAAUGAGAUAACAUAAAAAACACAUCUUUGGCUUCUUUGCAUGUUUACUUGGCUUCUUUGGUCUUUUGUCAAUCACAAUAAACACAACU
Melanotaenia boesemani (Boeseman's rainbowfish) is the source of this 1176-nucleotide messenger RNA. RefSeq names its product cell wall protein IFF7-like. The record is from RefSeq and is a predicted model, not a curated record. Lineage: Eukaryota; Metazoa; Chordata; Actinopteri; Atheriniformes; Melanotaeniidae. Bases 176 to 670 code for a protein of 164 amino acids. The transcript is spliced from 3 exons.